Molecule: messenger RNA, 1057 nt
Organism: Raphanus sativus (radish)
Lineage: Eukaryota; Viridiplantae; Streptophyta; Magnoliopsida; Brassicales; Brassicaceae
Product: syntaxin-61
Exons: 8
Coding region: 16-879 (287 amino acids)
Biological process (GO): Golgi vesicle transport
Cellular component (GO): membrane
Source: RefSeq, a predicted model, not a curated record
CGAGAAACGCGGGUGAUGCGUUUCGCCGUGUCAGAGAUACAAAUCUCACACGCCGGAACUCGUUUACUUCACCGCCUUCGUUUGCUCUUCUUUCCUCCUCCAAACUUCUCACCGCAUCGCCUAUCGCCUGCUAUAAGGGAUAUGUCUUCAGCGCAAGAUCCAUUCUACAUAGUUAAAGAAGAGAUCCAAGAUUCUAUUGAUAAGUUGCAAUCAGCAUUCCACAAAUGGGAGCGUAUCUCUCCUGGCAUGGGGGAUCAAGUCCAUGCCACCAAAGAGCUUCUUGCUAACUGUGGAAGCAUCGAGUGGCAGGUAGAUGAGCUGGAAAAAGCGAUUACCGUUGCAGCAAAAGAUCCUGCCUUGUAUGGCAUUGAUGAUGCUGAGCUUGAACGACGCAGGAGAUGGACUAGUAAUGCUAGGACGCAGGUGCGGAAUGUCAAGACGGGUGUUCUAGCUGGUAAGGGUAAUGCCGGGACUGGUAAUGCAAGUGAAGUGCGCCUGGAACUAAUGAGAAUGCCAAACUCGACUGAAGCAAAUAGAUACGAUCAGUAUGGAGGGAGAGACGAUGAUGGUUUUGUACAGUCAGAAUCAGAUAGGCAGAUGCUGUUGAUAAAGCAACAAGACGAAGAAUUGGAUGAGCUGAGUAAAAGUGUAGAGAGAAUUGGAGGGGUGGGGCUUACUAUACAUGAUGAACUUGUUGCACAGGAGAGAAUAAUAGAUGAAUUGGGUACAGAGAUGGACAGUACAAAGAACAGGCUUGAUUUUGUUCAGAAAAAAGUGGGAAUGGUUAUGAAGAAAGCAGGAGCGAAAGGGCAGAUGAUGAUGAUAUGUUUCUUGCUCGUCUUGUUCAUCAUCCUAUUCGUUCUUGUCUUCUUGACCUAAAAAAAAGCUGGAUCCUUAACUUAGAGACGGUCACUUGAUGUUACUCUGUUAUGUUCUGUGGUGAAACAGAAAGGAACAUAUAUUAUUGCAUAAAAAGUUGUCUGGUUUGUCAUUGUAUCAUAGCCACGCCAACUCUGGUGAUUCUUUUGAGAUUGAAGUCUAUUUUUUAUUUUGGCUA